Molecule: messenger RNA, 3444 nt
Organism: Paramisgurnus dabryanus
Lineage: Eukaryota; Metazoa; Chordata; Actinopteri; Cypriniformes; Cobitidae
Gene: mctp2b
Product: multiple C2 domains, transmembrane 2b
Biological process (GO): regulation of neurotransmitter secretion
Cellular component (GO): synaptic vesicle membrane
Molecular function (GO): calcium ion binding
Source: RefSeq, a predicted model, not a curated record
GUCAGUCACUCGUAUAGGAAGUUACAAGCAGCACCGCUGUGUUCAUAUGAGAUGUUUUCCCAAGACGUGAUCGAUGAAGACGUGUUUCUGAAAAUGGUUUAAAGUCUGGACGUCAGGUCUAGUGUGUGAGAGAGAGGCCUGUACGACCGACUUGCGAAUUCACUUAUAUCCCUUUGAUGGAGGAAAAAAAGUCUGUGAUUGCAACUCUGCGCCAAAAAGCCAAACUCUUGCGAUCAUCUUCACGGGUUAGCAGUGAGAAAAACCCAAACAAGCCGGACGUGAGGGAGGAGCGUCUGUUGGACCAGCGGAUAAAAACCGAUGUCCCUCAGAAGGGUCGGUUGUCCUCCCCCUUAAGCCACUCCUUCCGUCUGAAAUCCUCACCCUUAAGCCAACCACGCAAGCAGACUGCCAACCUCGGGGCUUUCUCCGCAUGCUACAGCAGCCCAACCACCCCUCCCAACAUGAAAGUGCACAGAAGAGGGGCCGUCACAGGGAUUACCGAUUCGCUGAACAUGCUGGUGGACUCCACGAGCUGGCCGUCGCAGGACUCACUCUCUGAUAGUACACAUGAGGAGCAGGACUUCUAUGAGGCUACAGAAGAGAUGGUGCAGGAACUAAAACCAGAGGACACACAAGAUCCUUCUUCAGGAAGUGUGACAGAGAUUGUGGACAUGAGGCCGGGGACGCCUGUUGUGGGUGAGAAUCAGCGAGAGCGUCAGAGAUCGUACCUGCUCACCAUAUGCCUAAAAGAGGGACGUGGUCUGGUCAUACGAGAUCGAUGUGGCACAAGUGAUCCAUACGUGAAAUUCAAACUGGAUGGAAAAACCAUUUACAAAAGUAAAGUGGUUUAUAAGAAUCUGAACCCUGUCUGGAAUGAAACCUUCUCUUUCCCAAUCCGCAACCUGGACCAGAAACUCUUUACCAAGGUUUAUGAUCGAGAUCUCACCUUGGAUGAUUUCAUGGGCUCCUGUGCUGUUGUCCUCAGUGAUCUAGAACUUGAUAAGAGCCAUGAAAUGGUGCUGCGGCUGGACGACCCCAACAGCCUGGAGGACGAUAUGGGUGUGAUCGUCAUUGACAUCUGUUUAUCCGUGAGAGACGGCAAAAACAAAAAAAAUAGGUGGGCCCAGAGGAAAAGAAGAAGUUUUACGGGAAGUUCAACAGAACAUAACAGACGUCUCACAGAGUCCAUGAAGAAAAGUCAGCUGUGGACCGGGGUCUUCACCAUCACGCUCGUGGAGGGUCGGGACUUUCCAGUGGACGGACAGGGUGACAUGUUUGUUCGCUUCAGACUGGGCGAUCAAAAAUAUAAAAGCAAGAGCCAAGUUAAGAAGGUUAACAUACAGUGGAGAGAGAGGUUUGACUUUAACCAGUUUCCUGAUGGAUCAAACCUCCUGGAGAUUGAAGUCUUGGGAAAAGGAGGACGGAAAUAUGAGGAAUGUUAUGGACAGUGUGAGGUUCCAUUGUCUGGGUUGCCGUUGAACAAACCGACUCUGUUUACACCAGAACUGGAUCCAUGUAAAGGGAAGGUUGUGUUUCUGGUCACACCAACACCCUGCACUGGAGCUUCGAUCACAGACCUCAUCGCUGCACCGCUGGAUGAACCUCACGAGAGAGAUAACAUGCGCCUCAAAUACGGUUUCAGGAACUGUUUGAAGGACAUGAAAGAUGUUGGUUUCCUUCAGGUCAAAGUCAUCAAGGCCACUGACCUCAUGGCUGCUGAUCUGAAUGGAAAGAGCGAUCCGUUUUGUGUCCUGGAAUUGGGAAACAACAGGAUGCAGACUCACACCAUCUACAAAACGCUCAACCCAGAGUGGAAUAAAGUCUUCACUUUCCCAAUAAAAGACAUUCAUGAGGUUUUGGAAAUAACCGUGUUUGAUGAAGACGGAGACAAAGCUCCAGAUUUCUUGGGGAAGGUGGCCGUUCCUUUACUCUCUGUACAUAAUGGCCAGCAGGUUGCUUGUGCUCUGAGGAAAGAGAAUUUAGGAGGAUUGUCCAAAGGAACCAUUUUAUUGGAGCUUGAAGUUAUCUUCAAUUCUGUGAAAGCAAGCAUCAGGACGUUCACACCCAGAGAACAGAAGUUCCUUGAGGACAAUGCCAAGUUUUCUAAGAAGGUUCUUGCAAGGAAUGUUGUUCGCGUGAGGAAUCUUUAUCGUGCCGUGUGCCGUGUAAACCAGUUCAUCAAAAGCUGCUUUCAGUGGGAAAGUGUUCAGAGGAGCAUCAUAGCAUUUCUGGUUUUUAUUCUUAUGGUGUGGUAUUGGGAGUUUUAUAUGUUACCUCUGUUCAUGGUUGUGCUGAUAGCGUGGAACUAUCUUCAGAUCGCUUCAGAGAGAGUCAGCAGAGAUCUGGACACUAUGGAGAUGUAUGAAGAAGAAGAGGAAGAUGAGAAGGAGUCUGAAAAGAAAGGUAUUAUGGAGAAGAUUCACAUGGUUCAGGAGAUUGUCAUUGCGGUCCAGAACCUUCUGGAGGAGAUUGCGUGCUUUGGUGAAAGAAUAAAGAAUACGUUUAACUGGUCUGUGCCAUUCCUAUCUAAUCUGGCCUUUCUGGUUCUCAUCAUGGCCACAAUCAUCACCUAUUUUAUCCCAAUACGCUACAUUGUUUUAUUAUGGGGUAUUCAUAAAUUCACAAAGAAACUGCGAAAUCCAUACGCCAUUGAAAACAAUGAGGUGAUGGAUUUUCUCUCCAGAGUGCCUUCAGAUGUCCAAAUGGCACAGUACACAGAGCUCAGCAGUUGUAGUGUUCACACUCCUUACAGGAGAAGAAAAGCGUCUCCAUAGAGAAUCAUGAGAAGAUUUCUUGUGAAGAACAGUUCAGAUUGUGUUAAUCUGUGUAUUUUAAUAUAAAUGCGUGCUGUACUAAAGGUCUGUAGAUCAUGAGAUGAUAGCAGUAUUACUGCUGGAUUGUGUUGAAUAAACCUACAGAUACAAUAGUAACUCGUGUAAUGUACAGUACAGCUCUGAUACAGUCAAGAGUUAAACAAACAUACAGUAACUGCAAUGCACGUUUACACUUUAACACAUUGAAAUAAAGUUUUACACCAGCAUCCAUUCAUAGAUUCUGCAAUAUAAUGUUUAGGAGUACAAUAAAGUGCAAUGAUUUGCUAUUUUUUAUAUAUAUUAUUUUGUUUUAUCAGAUUGUACAGUAAGUUUUAUAAAGGUAAACACUGGUUUGUAAAAUCACAUUGUUGCCACAUUUCGGUGAAUGAAUUUGAAAACAGAAUUGAAUUCUGUGUGACAGAUUUGUAAAGUGUAUUUUAUGUAAAUUAUUUAUGUUUAUAAUACAGUGAGUGCAUGAGAAGUGCCUUUGACAAACUCUAGGUGAUAAAAAUAAAAUGAUUACAGUUCUCCUCAUGUGUAUAUAAAUGUAUCAUUUAAUGCAAUGUAAAAUACUACUGUAGAUACAUAAUCAGUUACUGUAAAUACAAAUAAAAAUUAUGCACCUCUAAUU